GGCUACAGCUCCUGGAGGCUGUACAGUAUAAUAGCAGAGUGUUGCGUUAAUACCGAUAUCCGUGUUUCCGGAGGGGACACCUGCACUCUCCAACUUCACACUAAGCGGGCCUAUUCUUAAUGCACAUAUCAUAGGCCUGUUUAUUAGGCUAUUGGACAGCGUGAUGAAGAAGAAAUAGGAAUUCGGUUCAAUUAUUGUUUCUUCCAAAUCGGAGUCAUGCUGCCAUUUCAUUUGUAGGCUACCCCAUCGAAGAGAGAGUGUAGGUUUAGUAUAGUCUUCAACAGCCUACAUCCCCUUAAUACUGUAUGGUCACAAAGCCGUCCGUUCCAGCCGGUGGUCAGCAGAAUGACUGAUCCAAGCAGCAACACGGACUUUAUGGCUGCCUACUCCGGUAUCACCCGACCAAAUGGAGCUGGCUGUGGGUUACCUCGUCGGACCGUGCUGAACUCUCCCCCUCCUCACGGCAGACUGACGUCCCUGCGGUCCCGGGACCUGACUCUGGGCGGGUUCAAAAAGGUGAUACCAAAUGGGAACGGUCAUACUGUAUAUCACAGACUAUGUACUCUACCCAUAGAGAUAGAUAGAGGACUCAUCUUUGUAUCUGUGCCAUCAGGGCCCUGCUCCAGUCAUAAGCGAAAUAAGCGGUUGCUUAGGGCCCCAGGCUGCUAAGGGGCCCCGCCCCCCCCACUAAAUUUGCCAUGUUAGAUAAAAAAAUUAGAUUGAUAAGUUAGCUGGCUAGACUAUCUAAACUUGUAGUGAUCAUAGUGUAACAGUUUUGCUUCAGUCCCUCUCCUCGCCCCUACCUGGGCUUGAACCAGGGACCCUCUGCACACAUCGACAACAGUCACCCUUGAAGCACCGUUACCCGUCGCUCCACAAAAGCCGCGGCCCUUGCAGAGCAAAGGGAAACAACUACUUCAAGGUCUCAGAGCGAGUGACGUCACCGAUUGAAAUGCUACUAGCGCGCACCGCUAACUAGCUAGCCAUUUCACACCGGUUACACUAGCCGAAUACCGACCGGUUACGCAGGGCACGUGCCCAGGGGCCUCGACCUCCAGUGAGCCCCCGUUGAUUUUGUUAGUCACUAUUACUCGGAUAUCGUUAACAUGGCAAAAGUUAUGGCAAAAUGUGUAGAAUUGCAGGAAAUUUGCUGUAAAACUGCAACAAAAAAAAUCACUCUGCCCUAUGGCAAAACGAGUAGAAUUGCAUGAAAUGUGUUAUAAAAUUGAAAAAAUAUAUAUCUUCACCCCAUGGCAAAAUGUGUAGAAUUGCAGGAAAUGAACUUUAAAAAAUAAAUAUAUUAUCUCCACCAUCAAGAGGGGGGCCACUAAAAUGUAAAUGUUCUUCUUCACGAUUGGCUGAACCCUCCUAAUGACCCAGUUGAACAUGACUUCAACAGGAUCCGGAGGAGGGGAUCAGCCAAUGAAGCUGGAAGUCCCACCCAGUUGAAUACAUUAAAAUGGUGGAAGCACUCAAUGGAGCUGCCCAUGCUGACACCACAGAUAGAACAAUGAGACAGAUAUUUCACCCCAUGUAUAAAUGUGAAGCAUCCGCUUGGCGUUUCCACUCACUACCAAAUAUGGUAACGAGGAAGCCCAUUGGCCAGCAGUGGGAGAAGACUAAUUAAAUUAUUAAUUAAUUAAUAAAGACUGAACCAGAUGGAUUUUGGCCGACAUUCUGCUAAUUUUCUCAUCGAUUAAACGUUUGAUCUCAAUACAAUUUUCUGUUCCCAAAAGAACAAUGAAGAUGUUACAGAGUGGACAAAGUUUUGUAGACUUUACCCUUUUCCAACGUUUGAAAAAAAUGUGCGUUGUUUAGGAGUGCAAAGGUGAUUUGAGUUAUUGCACAUCACAGAGUAGGCGUUCCCUAACAGAAAUAUGCAUAUGCAUGUCAGAACGCACCAAUAGGAUCUCGCUAGCUCGUGCUUGGCUCUGCUCACCACCUUGCUUGUUCUGCCCACUAGGACUCAUUUGUUCCCGUUUGAAACGACGGGCUGCUUUAUCUCGAGUUAUAAAAAUCUUUGCUAAAUGGCCCUUUGGCCACUAGAGGCCUCUAUCAUUCUCUAUGACUUGGUGAGGAGGAGGAGCUCCGUGGAUUCUUCCUUCAUGUCCAGAAGUAAUUUAGCCAUUCAUUGUAGCCAUUGGGCGCACUGUAGAGUUGCUAUUUUCUCGGGUUUUCUAGUGUCAAUUAACUUGUGACAUUUCUGGAUUACUCAUUAUAUUAAUAAAGUCUGAUUUAAUCAACAAAUACGAUAGUCAGUUUAUAAAAGGUUAAGGGUACAAGACUGUGUACAUAUCUGGCUGUGUUGGCAAAAUCACUACAUAUCCCAUCGAGCCAAGCGGGGGAGGCUGCCCGUUGUCACAGUUCCGAGACCAAUCAGAAACGUCCAUCAAACCCUACGCCAAUGACGUCGCUGGAUCUCAAAACUGACCUUGGAUCCGGGUUAAGUAGCAAUGAUAUCCUCCUCCGCCGCAGUUGUCUCACGACACGACAUAUAGCUCAAACCAGUCAUGACUGUUAAACAAAACAAUAAGUCAUUUAAGUUUCUUUCCAGCGAAUUUCUUAGUUACAUGAUUGUAUAACUAGCAAAGGAGUUUUGAAGUUGAGGGUGCAGUAUUUAUGAAGUUUGACAACGAGGACGAAAACUAACACAGCUAGUUUAGCCAGGGAAAACAAGCUCAGGCACGAUAUAGCUGGGCGCACAUUCACACUAGGCUAUUUCAGGACAUAUCGUAGUUUUUAUGCCCUGAUAUCAGGAGCUGGCCGGGAAAGGUUUGAUUAAACAAUUCAGAGAGACUGAAAGGAAUAUAUCGAAUGAGAAAUAUUUAAGGAGAGCGAAUCGAUUCCUUUUCCGAAAUCAGCUGUAACUGUCAAUAGUAAAAGCUUAAAACGAUGUCUGAGUGAACCUGAAUCCAGAAAAUGAAUGGUGAAGUCUCUUCCGGACACCGUAGACUCCUCGUCCUCACCACUAUUGUCAGUGUAACAGUGUUGCUUCCGUCUCUCUCCUUGACCCUACCUGGUCUUGAACCUGGGACCCUCUGCACACAUCGACAACUGUCACCCUUGAAGCACCGUUACCCGUCGCUCCAUAAAAGCCGCAGCCCUUGCAGAGCAAAGGGAAACAACUACUUCCAAGGUCUCAGAGCGAGUGACGUCACCGAUUGAAACGCUACUAGUGCGCACCGCUAACUAGCUAGCCAUUUCACACCGGUUACACUAGCACCACUAACUAGCUAGCCAUUUCACACCGGUUACACUAGCACCACUAACUAGCUAGCCAUUUCACACCGGUUACAUCAGUAGCACUAAAUAACCAGUCUACAGUGUAAAUGGAAACAGUGGGUGAUGAACAAAGGCAAAUAUACAGCUGUCCAGAGUCCUGUCACAAGCAUUAAGCAAAACAGUCAUGAUAUUCAGAAGUGACAAAAUAGUAUAAAUUAUGAAUAAUUUCUAUUUUUAUUACAGAAAACCUUCGUACCCAAUGUCCAUUCUCUGAGGAAGAGUAAAGAUGAGUGAGUGUCGCCUGUAUUGAUUGAAGACACAUUCCAUUAGACUACCAAGGAUACCGUUUAGAUGAAUUCAUGUUAAUGUUGAACUCCUUCCCCCAGGUUAAAGGAAGAGGCCCAUGUUGCACCAAAGGACAGAAGAGAGAGGGAGGAGAGGCACAGGGAGAGCAGAGUGGAGAGAAGAGAGCGCCCCCCUCAGACCAUUCAGUCCCACUCCAUCUUUGAACAGGGUCCUGCAGGCACAAUAAGGAAAGCAGGUGAACUGGACGUUCUCUGCCAGAAGCUGUCUUUAACAAACAGGAAAACAAUAGGUUAUUAUUCUGAUCAUUAGAAACACUUGAUUCCAGUGUGUCCUGUCCUCUGUUCUGAGCAGGGGGGUGGCGAGGGACCGACCUGAGAGACAGCGGAUCCUCUCCUGGAGCCAAGUGUUUUAAGAAGGAGAGACGCGCCUCAGAGGAAGACGAUAAUGACAUGUUACAGAAGAUUCAACGGGAUGAUGUAAGGAAAACACACAGAGGAAAACGCACAGAGGAAAACACACAGAGGAAAACACACAGAGGAAAACACACAGAGGAAAACACACAGAGGAAAACACACAGCCGUAAUGACUAGUCAACCUACAGUAAAACAGCCGUAAUGACUAGUCAACCUACAGUAAAACAGCCGUAAUGACUAGUCAACCUACAGUAAAACAGCCGUAAUGACUAGUCAACCUACAGUAAAACAGCCUUAAUGACUAGUCAACCUACAGUAAAACAGCCGUAAUGACUAGUCAACCUACAGUAAAACAGCCUUAAUGACUAGUCAACCUACAGUAAAACAGCCUUAAUGACUGGUCAACCUACAGUAAAACAGCCGUAAUGACUAGUCAACCUACAGUAAAACAGCCGUAAUGACUAGUCAACCUACAGUAAAACAGCCGUAAUGACUAGUCAACCUACAGUAAAACAGCCGUAAUGACUAGUCAACCUACAGUAAAACAGCCUUAAUGACUAGUCAACCUACAGUAAAACAGCCUUAAUGACUAGUCAACCUACAGUAAAACAGCCGUAAUGACUAGUCAACCUACAGUAAAACAGCCGUAAUGACUAGUCAACCUACAGUAAAACAGCCGUAAUGACUAGUCAACCUACAGUAAAACAGCCGUAAUGACUAGUCAACCUACAGUAAAACAGCCUUAAUGACUAGUCAACCUACAGUAAAACAGCCUUAAUGACUAGUCAACCUACAGUAAAACAGCCGUAAUGACUAGUCAACCUACAGUAAAACAGCCUUAAGACGAGUCAACCGAACAGUAAAACCAGCCGUAAUGACUAGUCCAACCUACAGUAAAACAGCCGUAAUGACUAGUCCACCUACCUUAACACCGUAAUGACAGUCAACCUACAUAAAACAGCCGUAAUGACUAGUCAACCUACAGUAAAAACAGCCUUAAUGACUAGUCAACCUACAGUAAAACAUCCGUAAUGACUAGUCAACCUACAGUAAAACAGCCGUAAUGACUAGUCCAACCUACAGUAAAAAGCCCGUAAUGACUAGUCAACCUACAGUAAAAACAGCUUAAUGACUAGUAAACCUACAGUAAAAUCAGCCGUCAUGACUAUGUCCAACCUACAGUAAAACAGCCUUAAUGACUAGUCAACCUACAGUAAAACAGCCGUAAUGACUAGUCAACCUAAAGUCGCUAUAACAUGGUGCUGUGUGGUUGAAAUCAGGGCUUGGAACUGAAGUCUGAACGGAACCAUUUUUUUGUUUGUUUCGUUUCUUUCUGUUCCGACCAGCAAAAUAAAAGCUCAGAACCGGUUCGAACCAAAAACAAAAGUAGCGGUUUAUAUUGUUCCUUUCUGUUCCUUUUGAAACCUACUUCACCCAUCAUGCAGUGCAGAUAGAGCAGCAAGCUAUAGCUCAGUGACUUGUUUACAACGCGGGAUGGAAAGACAAGUGUUGGGCGAGAGAUGCAACUGAAAUUUUGCGUGUGGGGAGAGAGUGAGAGAGGAUGGAGGCGGCAGCUUGGCUUGAAACGCUGGGCGUCUUGUGAUGACAUGCAUUAUCUGAAUUAGGCCCACAGAAUUAUACCUACGGAGGAGCGGCUUCUGGAGGAACCUUGAAUGUCUUUGAACUUCAGAGUUGGUUUAACGUUGGACCAGAGAAGCUAGCUAGCUAACAAGCUUGUGUGUGCAGAGCGGCACCAGAAUUCAAAUCAUGUCUUACCUUUUUGUAGUUAAUAAAUCCAAUGUGAAAUGUGAUAACUAUAGUAUCCCUAACUAGCAUUGAAAAAGUGAAUGCAUUCUUUAAUUAGAAACCCCCCCAAUCUUCUGAAUCAUGCUUGUAACGUCAGUAGGUUGCAGCUACGCUUCGGAAGGGGGAGGGGCAGGUAGCCUACACGCACACACAAUGGCAACGAUUUUUAGCUGGCAGGCAGACACUGGAAGAAGUUUCUGAUUGACAGAGGGAUAACGUUAUUAACUGGUUCCCAUAUGUUUAACAUAAGUUCUGUUCCGGAACAGUAUAGAUCACUUUCAUUCCGGGUUCUGAUUCUGUUCGUAUACAUUUUUUGUUAUUUCCCUGAACCGGUUCCAACCCCUGGUUAGGGUUAGGGUUGAAAAUAUAUAUUCAGACAUUUUAAACCACACACUUUCUUUUUAAUUGUAGUUUUUGGAUGAUCCUGGUUUGAAAAAUAAUGCCAAGAACAGGCCGAUUCAACUGCCACUGUAUCAAUCCAGCAACUUCCUGAAAACAGAGGCAAUAACAACUCCAUGUAAGUAUAUCCAGUGCCUUCAGAAAGUAUUCAUACCCCAUUACUUUUGUUGUGUUACAGCCUGAAUUCAAAAUGGAUGAAAAACAUUUUUAGAUUUUUUUGCGAAUUUAUCGAAAAUUAAAUACAGAAAUAUCUAAUUUACAUAAGUAUUCACACCCCUGAGUCAAUACAUGUUAGAAUCACCUUUCGCAGCGAUUACAGCUGUGAGUCUUUCUGGGUAAGUCUCUAAGAGCUUUCACACCUGGACUGCACAUUAUUCUUAAAAAUAUUAUUCAAGCUCUGUCAAGUUGGUUGUUGAUUACAUUUUACAUUUUUUUAAAAACAUUUUAGUCAUUUAGCAGACGCUCUUUAUCCAGAGCGACUUACAAUAGUGAGUGCAUACAUUUUCGUAUUGGUCCCCCGUGGGAAUCAAACUCACAACCCUGGCGUUGCAAGCGCCAUGCUCUACCAACUGAGCUACACAGGACACCAUCAUUGCAAGACAACCAUUUUCAGGUCUUGCCAUAGCAGACUUAACCCUCCCGUUGUCCUAGGGUCAAAAUGACCCGCCACUGUGUUGAACCAACUUUAUUUAUUUUUAAUUUUUUUGGGAUCAUUUGUGAGAAGGAGGCAGUGAGACUUUAAAGAAAGUAUCACUGCCCCCUUCUCACAAAUGAUCCAAAAAAUAAACGAAUUAAAUAAAGUUGGUUCAACACAGUGGCGGGUCAUUUUGACCCUAGGACAAUGGGAGGGUUAAUUCAAAACUGUAACUAGGCCACUCAGGAACAUUCAAUGUCAUUUUGGUAAACAACUCCAGCGUAUAUUUGGCCUUGUGUUUUAGGUUAUUGUCCAGCUGAAAGGUGAAUUUGGUUUCCACUGUGUUGGAAAGCAGACUGAACCAGGUUUUCGUCUAGGAUUUUGCUUGUGCUUAGCUCUAUUCUGUUUCUUUUUAUAUAUUAAAAAAAAAUCCCUAAUCCUUGCUGAUGACAAGCAUCCCCAUAACAUGAUGCAGCCACCACCAGGCUUGGAAAUAUGAAGUGGUACUCAGUGAUGUGCUGUUGGAUUUGCCCCAAACAUAAAGCUUUGUAUUCAGGACAUAAAGUUAAUUUCUUUGCCACAUUUUUUGCAGUUUUACUUUAGUGCCUUAUUGCAAACAGGAAUAUUUAUUCUGUACAGGCGUCCUUCUUUUCACUCUGUCAUUUAGGUUAGGAUUGUGGAGUAACUACAAUGUUGUUGAUCCAUCCUCAGGUCUCCUAUCACAGCCAUUAAACUCUUAACUGUUUUAAAGUCACCAUUGGCCUCAUUGUGAAAUCCCUGAGCGGUUUCCUUCCUCUCCGGCAACUGAGUUAGGAAGGAUGCCUUUAUCUUAGUGACUGGGUGUAUUGAUACACCAUCCAAAGUGUAAUUAAUAUCUUCACCGUGCUCAGAGAUAUUCAAUGUCUGCUUUUUACAUUUGUGUCCUUCUUUACGAGGCAUUGGAAAACCUCCUUGGUCUCUGUGUUUGAAAUUCACUGCUCGACUGAGGGACCUUCCAGAUAAUUGUAUGUGUGGGGUACAGAGAUGAGGUAGUCAUUCAAAAAUUAUGUUAAACACUAUUAGACUAUUACACUGAGUCCAAUCAAUCAACUUUAUUUAUAAAGCCCUUUUUACAUCAGAAGAUGCCACAAAGUGCUAUACAGAAACCCAGCCUAAAACCUCAAACAGCAAGCAAUGCAGAUGUACAGUGGGGAAAAAAAGUAUUUAGUCAGCCACCAAUUGUUCAAGUUCUCCCACUUAAAAAGAUGAGAGAGCCCGAGCCUUCCCAGGUGUCUCCUCCACCCGUUACGGGGUCUGAGUCAGAGCCCGAGCCUUCUCAGGUGUCUCCUCCACCCGUUACGGGGUCUGAGUCAGAGCCCGAGCCUUCCCAGGUGUCUCCUCCACACGUUACGGGGUCUGAGUCAGAGCCUUCCCAGGUCCCUCCUCCACCCGUUACGGGGUCUGAGUCAGAGCCUUCCCAGGGGUCUCCUCCACCCGUUACGGGGUCUGAGUCAGAGCCUUCCCAGGUGUCUCCUCCACCCGUUACGGGGUCUGAGUCAGAGCCCGAGCCUUCCCAGGUGUCUCCUCCACCCGUUACGGGGUCUGAGUCAGAGCCUUCCCAGGUGUCUCCUCCACCCGUUACGGGGUCUGAGUCAGAGCCCGAGCCUUCCCAGGUGUCUCCUCCACCCGUUACGGGGUCUGAGUCAGAGCCCGAGCCUUCCCAGGUGUCUCCUCCACCCGUUACGGGGUCUGAGUCAGAGCCUUCCCAGGUGUCUCCGCCACCCGUUACGGGGUCUGAGUCAGAGCCUUCCCAGGUGUCUCCUCCACCCGUUACGGGAUCUGAGUCAGAGCCUUCCCAGGUGUCUCCUCCACCCGUUACGGGGUUUGAGUCAGAGCCUUCCCAGGUGUCUCCUCCACCCGUUACAGGGUCUGAGCCUUCCCAGGUGUAUCCUCCACCCGUUACGGGGUCUGAGUCAGAGCCUUCCCAGGUGUCUCCUCCACCCGUUACGGGGUCUGAGUCAGAGCCCGAGCCUUCCCAGGUGUCUCCUCCACCCGUUACGGGGUCUGAGUCAGAGCCUUCCCAGGUGUCUCCUCCACCCGUUACGGGGUCUGAGUCAGAGCCCGAGCCUUCCCAGGUGUCUCCUCCACCCGUUACGGGGUCUGAGUCAGAGCCCGAGCCUUCCCAGGUGUCUCCUCCACCCGUUACUGGGUCUGAGUCAGAGCCCGAGCCUUCCCAGGUGUCUCCUCCACCCGUUACGGGGUCUGAGUCAGAGCCUUCCCAGGUGUCUCCUCCACCCGUUACGGGGUCUGAGUCAGAGCCUUCCCAGGUGUCUCCGCCACCCGUUACGGGGUCUGAGUCAGAGCCUUCCCAGGUGUCUCCUCCACCCGUUACUGGGUCUGAGUCAGAGCCCGAGCCUUCCCAGGUCUCUCCUUCACCCGUUACGGGGUCUGAGUCUUCCCAGGUGUCUCCUCCACCCGUUACGGGGUCUGAGUCAGAGCCCGAGCCUUCCCAGGUGUCUCCUCCACCCGUUACUGGGUCUGAGUCAGAGCCCGAGCCUUCCCAGGUGUCUCCUCCAUCCGUUACGGGGUCUGAGUCAGAGCCCGAGCCUUCCCAGGUGUCUCCUCCACCCGUUACUGGGUCUGAGUCAGAGCCCGAUUCUUCCCAGGUGUCUCCUCCACCCGUUACGGGGUCUGAGUCAGAGCCCGAGCCUUCCCAGGUGUCUCCUCCACCCGUUACGGGGUCUGAGUCAGAGCCCGAGCCUUCCCAGGUGUCUCCUCCACCCGUUACGGGGUCUGAGUCAGAGCCCGAGCCUUCCCAGGUGUCUCCUCCACCCGUUACGGGGUCUGAGUCAGAGCCUUCCCAGGUGUCUCCUCCACACGUUACGGGGUCUGAGUCAGAGCCCGAGCCUUCCCAGGUGUCUCCUCCACCCGUUACGGGGUCUGAGUCAGAGCCUUCCCAGGUAUCUCCUCCAACCAUUACGGGGUCUGAGUCAGAGCCUUCCCAGGUGUCUCCUCCACCCGUUACGGGGUCUGAGUCAGAGCCCGAGCCUUCCCAGGUGUCUCCUCCACCCGUUACUGGGUCUGAGUCAGAGCCUUCCCAGGUCCCUCCUCCACCCGUUACGGGGUCUGAGUCAGAGCCUUCCCAGGUGUCUCCUCCACCCGUUACGGGGUCUGAGUCAGAGCCUUCCCAGGGGUCUCCUCCACCCGUUACGGGGUCUGAGUCAGAGCCUUCCCAGGUGUCUCCUCCACCCGUUACGGGGUCUGAGUCAGAGCCCGAGCCUUCCCAGGUGUCUCCUCCACCCGUUACGGGGUCUGAGUCAGAGCCUUCCCAGGUGUCUCCUCCACCCGUUACGGGGUCUGAGUCAGAGCCCGAGCCUUCCCAGGUGUCUCCUCCACCCGUUACGGGGUCUGAGUCAGAGCCCGAGCCUUCCCAGGUGUCUCCUCCACCCGUUACGGGGUCUGAGUCAGAGCCCGAGCCUUCCCAGGUGUCUCCUCCACCCGUUACGGGGUCUGAGUCAGAGCCUUCCCAGGUGUCUCCGCCACCCGUUACGGGGUCUGAGUCAGAGCCUUCCCAGGUGUCUCCUCCACCCGUUACGGGAUCUGAGUCAGAGCCUUCCCAGGUGUCUCCUCCACCCGUUACGGGGUUUGAGUCAGAGCCUUCCCAGGUGUCUCCUCCACCCGUUACAGGGUCUGAGCCUUCCCAGGUGUAUCCUCCACCCGUUACGGGGUCUGAGUCAGAGCCUUCCCAGGUGUCUCCUCCACCCGUUACGGGGUCUGAGUCAGAGCCCGAGCCUUCCCAGGUGUCUCCUCCACCCGUUACGGGGUCUGAGUCAGAGCCUUCCCAGGUGUCUCCUCCACCCGUUACGGGGUCUGAGUCAGAGCCCGAGCCUUCCCAGGUGUCUCCUCCACCCGUUACGGGGUCUGAGUCAGAGCCCGAGCCUUCCCAGGUGUCUCCUCCACCCGUUACUGGGUCUGAGUCAGAGCCCGAGCCUUCCCAGGUGUCUCCUCCACCCGUUACGGGGUCUGAGUCAGAGCCUUCCCAGGUGUCUCCUCCACCCGUUACGGGGUCUGAGUCAGAGCCUUCCCAGGUGUCUCCGCCACCCGUUACGGGGUCUGAGUCAGAGCCUUCCCAGGUGUCUCCUCCACCCGUUACUGGGUCUGAGUCAGAGCCCGAGCCUUCCCAGGUCUCUCCUUCACCCGUUACGGGGUCUGAGUCUUCCCAGGUGUCUCCUCCACCCGUUACGGGGUCUGAGUCAGAGCCCGAGCCUUCCCAGGUGUCUCCUCCACCCGUUACUGGGUCUGAGUCAGAGCCCGAGCCUUCCCAGGUGUCUCCUCCAUCCGUUACGGGGUCUGAGUCAGAGCCCGAGCCUUCCCAGGUGUCUCCUCCACCCGUUACUGGGUCUGAGUCAGAGCCCGAUUCUUCCCAGGUUGUCUCCUCCACCCGUUACGGGGUCUGAGUCAGAGCCCGAGCCUUCCCAGGUGUCUCCUCCACCCGUUACGGGGUCUGAGUCAGAGCCCGAGCUUCCCAGGUGUCUCCUCCACCCGUUACGGGGUCUGAGUCAGAGCCCGAGCCUUCCCAGGUGUCUCCUCCACCCGUUACGGGGUCUGAGUCAGAGCCUUCCCAGGUGUCUCCUCCACACGUUACGGGGUCUGAGUCAGAGCCCGAGCCUUCCCAGGUGUCUCCUCCACCCGUUACGGGGUCUGAGUCAGAGCCUUCCCAGGUAUCUCCUCGAGCCUUCCCAGGUGUCUCCUCCACCCGUUACUGGGUCUGAGUCAGAGCCUUCCCAGGUCCCUCCUCCACCCGUUACGGGGUCUGAGUCAGAGCCUUCCCAGGUGUCUCCUCCACCCGUUACGGGGUCUGAGUCAGAGCCUUCCCAGGUGUCUCCUCCACCCGUUACGGGGUCUGACUCAGUCCCCGAGCCUUCCCAGGUGUCUCCUCCACCCGUUACUGGGUCUGAGUCAGAGCCCGAGCCUUCCCAGGUCUCUCCUCCACCCGUUACGGGGUCUGAGUCUUCCCAGGUGUCUCCUCCACCCGUUACGGGGUCUGAGUCAGAGCCCGAAUCUUCCCAGGUGUCUCCUCCACCCGUUACUGGGUCUGAGUCAGAGCCCGAGCCUUCCCAGGUGUCUCCUCCACCCGUUACGGGGUCUGAGUCAGAGCCCGAGCCUUCCCAGGUGUCUCCUCCACCCGUUACUGGGUCUGAGUCAGAGCCCGAUUCUUCCCAGGUGUCUCCUCCACACGUUACGGGGUCUGAGUCAGAGCCUGAGCCUUCCCAGGUGUCUCCUCCACCCGUUACGGGGUCUGAGUCAGAGCCUUCCCAGGUAUCUCCUCCAACCGUUACGGGGUCUGAGUCAGAGCCUUCCCAGGUGUCUCCUCCACCCGUUACGGGGUCUGAGUCAGAGCCCGAGCCUUCCCAGGUGUCUCCUCCACCCGUUACUGGGUCUGAGUCAGAGCCUUCCCAGGUGUCUCCUCCACCCGUUACGGGGUCUGAGUCAGAGCCUUCCCAGGUGUCUCCUCCACCCGUUACAGGGUCUGAGUCAGAGCCCGAGCCUUCCCAGGUCUCUCCUCCACCCGUUACGGGGUCUGAGUCAGAGCCUUCCCAGGUGUCUCCUCCACCCGUUACUGGGUCUGAGUCAGAGCCCGAUUCUUCCCAGGUGUCUCCUCCACACGUUACGGGGUCUGAGUCAGAGCCUGAGCCUUCCCAGGUGUCUCCUCCACCCGUUACGGGGUCUGAGUCAGAGCCUUCCCAGGUAUCUCCUCCAACCGUUACGGGGUCUGAGUCAGAGCCUUCCCAGGUGUCUCCUCCACCCGUUACGGGGUCUGAGUCAGAGCCCGAGCCUUCCCAGGUGUCUCCUCCACCCGUUACUGGGUCUGAGUCAGAGCCUUCCCAGGUGUCUCCUCCACCCGUUACGGGGUCUGAGUCAGAGCCUUCCCAGGUGUCUCCUCCACCCGUUACAGGGUCUGAGUCAGAGCCCGAGCCUUCCCAGGUCUCUCCUCCACCCGUUACGGGGUCUGAGUCAGAGCCUUCCCAGGUGUCUCCUCCACCCGUUACGGGGUCUGAGUCAGAGCCCGAGCCUUCCCAGGUGUCUCCUCCACCCGUUACUGGGUCUGAGUCAGAGCCCGAGCCUUCCCAGGUGUCUCCUCCACCCGUUACGGGGUCUGAGUCAGAGCCUUCCCAGGUGUCUCCUCCACCCGUUACGGGGUCUGAGUCAGAGCCCGAGCCUUCCCAGGUCUCUCCUCCACCCGUUACGGGGUCUGAGUCUUCCCAGGUGUCUCCUCCACCCGUUACGGGGUCUGAGUCAGAGCCCGAGCCUUCCCAGGUGUCUCCUCCAACCGUUACGGGGUCUGAGUCAGAGCCUUCCCAGGUGUCUCCUCCACCCGUUACUGGGUCUGAGUCAGAGCCCGAGCCUUCCCAGGUGUCUCCUCCACCCGUUACGGGGUCUGAGUCAGAGCCCGAGCCUUCCCAGGUGGCUCCUCCACCCGUUACUGGGUCUGAGUCAGAGCCCGAUUCUUCCCAGGUGUCUCCUCCACACGUUACGGGGUCUGAGUCAGAGCCCGAGCCUUCCCAGGUGUCUCCUCCACCCGUUACGGGGUCUGAGUCAGAGCCUUCCCAGGUGUCUCCUCCACCCGUUACUGGGUCUGAGUCAGAGCCCGAGCCUUCCCAGGUGUCUCCUCCACCCGUUACAGGGUCUGAGUCAGAGCCCGAGCCUUCCCAGGUGUCUCCUCCACCCGUUACGGGGUCUGAGUCAGAGCCUUCCCAGGUGUCUCCUCCACCCGUUACGGGGUCUGAGUCAGAGCCUUCCCAGGUGUCUCCUACACCCGUUACGGGGUCUGAGUCAGAGCCUUCCCAGGUGUCUCCUCCACCCGUUACGGGGUCUGAGUCAGAGCCUUCCCAGGUGUCUCCUCCACCCGUUACGGGGUCUGAGUCAGAGCCCGAGCCUUCCCAGGUGUCUCCUCCACCCGUUACAGGGUCUGAGUCAGAGCCCGAGCCUUCCCAGGUCUCUCCUCCACCCGUUACGGGUUCUGAGCUGCUGAAGCCUCCCCACCAUUAGCUCUGACAAAUAGAAAACAGUCAUUGGCGACUCCAUUAUCCACAAUAUUAGACUUAAACAGAAUCCUCCAGCGAUCAUACACUGUUUACCAGGGGGCAGGGCUCCCGACGUAAAGGCUAAUCUGAAGAUGGUGCUGGCUGAGACUAAAACUGGAGAGUGUAGAUGGUAUAGGGAUAUUGUUAUCCACGUCGGCACCAACGAUGUUAGGAUGAAACAGUCAGAGGUCACCAAGCUCAACAUAGCUUCAGCGUGUAAAUCAGCUAGAAAGAUGAGUUGGAGUGGAGUAAUUGUCUCUGGCCCCUCCCAGUGGGGGAUUAACACUACUCCCUGUACUUACUGGUGGCACAGACGCUGUAUCAUCCUUUCCUACACCUCCAUUGCCCUUGUCUAACGACUGCGUCUGAAGCAGAGUUUGCAACACAGCUAACCUCACCAUAAGGCGAUCAUUCUCCUGUAUAUUAAGAGUACAGCGGCUGCAAUGAGAAGCAUAAUGUUACUUAGCUUUUUGGGCUGGAGGAGGUCCUGCAGAUCCAUGCCAGAUAAAACGCUUUCACCCCGGAUGCUUUAUGAAAAACAUUGAGUGAAGACAAAACUAAGAUGUUGGUAAACUUGUUAAAUACAGAGUUUGAUGUAACUGUUAACAGUAAAAAGAGAGUUUGUCGGGUAGCCAAGUAGCAUCAAACAGCACAGCAGUACAGAGACAACGGGGAAGUCCAUUGGUCAGCACAUUUUUACUCCUGAACUGAUUUAGGCAUGCCAUAACAAAGGGGUUGAAUACUCAAGACAUUUCAGCUUUUCCAUUUGUAAUUAAUUUGUUCAUUUCUACAAACAUAAUUCCACUUUGACAUUAUGGGGUAUUGUGUGUAGGCCAGUGACACAAUCUCAAUUGGAUCCAUUUUAAAUUCAGGCUGUAACAAAACAAAAUGAGGAAUAAGUCCAGGGGUGUGAAUGCUUUCUGAAGGCACUGUAUGCACAUAAUACAGUAUGUAGACCAUUAGACAUGCACAUAUGGAGGUGUACAGACUCAAUACAUAAAAUACAUGAUAAAUGUGUGUCUUUGUUCCCAGGUAGUUGAUCGUCCUGUGUUUGUUGCCCUACAGGGUUCAGAGCCUCUGCUGCUACUGGCCCAGACCAGCCCCUUCAGUACGGACCAGGCCAGGGGGUCCUGAGCCCAGACCAGACCCUUCAGUAUAGACCAGGCCAGGGGGUCCUGAGCCCAGACCAGACCCUUCAGUACGGACCAGUCCAGGGGGUCCUGAGCCCAGACCAGACCCUUCAGUAUAGACCAGUCCAGGGGGUCCUGAGCCCAGACCAGACCCUUCAGUACGGACCAGGCCAGGGGGUCCUGAGCCCAGACCAGCCCCUUCAGUACGGACCAGGCCAGGGGGUCCUGAGCCCAGACCAGACCCCUCAGUACGGACCAGUCCAGGGGGUCCUGAGCCCAGACCAGACCCCUCAGUACGGACCAGGCCAGGGGGUCCUGAGCCCAGACCAGACCCCUCAGUACGGACCAGUCCAGGGGGUCCUGAGCCCAGACCAGACCCCUCAGUACGGACCAGGCCAGGGGGUCCUGAGCCCAGACCAGCCCCUUCAGUACGGACCAGGCCAGGGGGUCCUGGGCCCAGACCAGCCCUCUGUAGCAGAGCUCUUCCACCAGCUGACGGUUUCAGAGACAGAAGAGUUGCUGUUCAUCCAGCUACCUGAUACUAUCCCUGGCCAGCCAACCACAGCAUCCGCCCCGAGCCAGCCAACCACAGCCACCGGCCAGCCAAUCAUAGCCCCAGAGAAAAAUGCUAAAAAAGACUCCAAGUCCGAUGGCAAGCGCUCCUCUCACAUUAAAGCACCAGUGAGUAAAGACCACAUAUUCUAUCCUUAUUUUCUAUCAGCCACUUCAUUCUAACAGAGAAUGAAAAAACCAUCUGAGUAAACGGCCAAGUUGCUCCUCAGGACCCUGCUGGAGAUAGCGUUCCAAUCCGGUCAGAGUUCUCCUAACCCUAACCUCAACCCUAAAGGCCAUGUUCUUCCUCAGGACCCUGCUGGAGAUAGCGUUCCAAUCCGGUCAGAGUUCUCCUAACCCUAACCUCAACCCUAAAGGCCAUGUUCUUCCUCAGGACCCUGCUGGAGAUAGCGUUCCAAUCCGGUCAGAGUUCUCCUAACCCUAACCUCAACCCUAAAGGCCAUGUUCUUCCUCAGGACCCUGCUGGUAGAUAGCGUUCCAAUCCGGUCAGGUUCUCCUAACCCUAACCUCAACCCUAAAGGCCAUGUUCUUCCUCAGGACCCUGCUGGAGAUAGCGUUCCAAUCCGGUCAGAGUUCUCCUAACCCUAACCUCAACCCUAAAGGCCAUGUUCUUCCUCAGGACCCUGCUGGAGAUAGCGUUCCAAUCCGGUCAGAGUUCUCCUAACCCUAACCUCAACCCUAAAGGCCAUGUUCUUCCUCAGGACCCUGCUGGAGAUAGCGUUCCAAUCCGGUCAGAGUUCUCCUAACCCUAACCUCAACCCUAAAGGCCAUGUUCUUCCUCAGGACCCUGCUGGAGAUAGCGUUCCAAUCCGGUCAGAGUUCUCCUAACCCUAACCUCAACCCUAAAGGCCAUGUUCUUCCUCAGGACCCUGCUGGAGAUAGCGUUCCAAUCCGGUCAGAGUUCUCCCUAACCCUAACCUCAACCCUAAAGGCCAUGUUCUUCCUCAGGACCCUGCUGGAGAUAGCGUUCCAAUCCGGUCAGAGUUCUCCUAACCCUAACCUCAACCCUAAAGGCCAUGUUCUUCCCUCCAGGACCCUGCUGGGAUGCGUUGCCAAUCCGUCAGAUCUCUUAACCUCAUGAGGCCCUUCCUCAGGACCCUGCUGGUAAAGACGUUCCUGUCCUGUCAGAGUUCACAGAGGGGAUUCUGGGUAAACUACAGAUCAGGAAGUCUGGCAAGGUGCAGCUGCUGCUGGGAGACAUCACUAUGGACGUCUCUGAGGGAGCCGCCUUCCCCUUCCUACAGGUAGGUUAAUAUAAUAGUUACCCAGGACAGGGUUAUAUGGUGCUGGGAGACAUCACUAUGGACAUCUCAGAGGGAGAGGCCUUCCCCUUCCUACAGGUAGGUUAAUAUAAUAGUUACCCAGGACAGGGUUAGAUGGUGUUGGGAGACAUCACUAUGGACAUCUCAGAGGGAGAGGCCUUCCCCUUCCUACAGGUAGGUUAAUAUAAUAGUUACCCAGGACAGGGUUAGAUGGUGUUGGGAGACAUCACUAUGGACAUCUCAGAGGGAGAGGCCUUCCCCUUCCUACAGGUAGGUUAAUAUAAUAGUUACCCAGGACAGGGUUAGAUGGUGUUGGGAGACAUCACUAUGGACAUCUCAGAGGGAGAGGCCUUCCCCUUCCUACAGGUAGGUUAAUAUAAUAGUUACCCAGAACAGGGUUAGAUGGUGUUGGGAGACAUCACUAUGGACAUCUCAGAGGGAGAGGCCUUCCCCUUCCUACAGGUAGGUUAAUAUAAUAGUUACCCAGGACAGGGUUAGAUGGUGCUGGGAGACAUCACUAUGGACAUCUCAGAGGGAGAGGCCUUCCCCUUCCUACAGGUAGGUUAAUAUAAUAGUUACCCAGGACAGGGUUAUAUGGUGUUGGGAGACAUCACUAUGGACAUCUCAGAGGGAGAGGCCUUCCCCUUCCUACAGGUAGGUUAAUAUAAUAGUUACCCAGGACAGGGUUAGAUGGUGUUGGGAGACAUCACUAUGGACAUCUCAGAGGGAGAGGCCUUCCCCUUCCUACAGGUAGGUUAAUAUAAUAGUUACCCAGAACAGGGUUAUAUGGUGCUGGGAGACAUCACUAUGGACAUCUCAGAGGGAGAGGCCUUCCCCUUCCUACAGGUAGGUUAAUAUAAUAGUUACCCAGGACAGGGUUAUAUGGUGUUGGGAGACAUCACUAUGGACAUCUCAGAGGGAGAGGCCUUCCCCUUCCUACAGGUAGGUUAAUAUAAUAGUUACCCAGGACAGGGUUAUAUGGUGUUGGGAGACAUCACUAUGGACAUCUCAGAGGGAGAGGCCUUCCCCUUCCUACAGGUAGGUUAAUAUAAUAGUUACCCAGGACAGGGUUAGAUGGUGUUGGGAGACAUCACUAUGGACAUCUCAGAGGGAGAGGCCUUCCCCUUCCUACAGGUAGGUUAAUAUAAUAGUUACCCAGGACAGGGUUAUAUGGUGUUGGGAGACAUCACUAUGGACAUCUCAGAGGGAGAGGCCUUCCCCUUCCUACAGGUAGGUUAAUAUAAUAGUUACCCAGGACAGGGUUAUAUGGUGCUGGGAGACAUCACUAUGGACAUCUCAGAGGGAGAGGCCUUCCCCUUCCUACAGGUAGGUUAAUAUAAUAGUUACCCAGGACAGGGUUAGAUGGUGUUGGGAGACAUCACUAUGGACAUCUCAGAGGGAGAGGCCUUCCCCUUCCUACAGGUAGGUUAAUAUAAUAGUUACCCAGAACAGGGUUAGAUGGUGCUGGGAGACAUCACUAUGGACAUCUCAGAGGGAGAGGCCUUCCCCUUCCUACAGGUAGGUUAAUAUAAUAGUUACCCAGGACAGGGUUAUAUGGUGUUGGGAGACAUCACUAUGGACAUCUCAGAGGGAGAGGCCUUCCCCUUCCUACAGGUAGGUUAAUAUAAUAGUUACCCAGGACAGGGUUAGAUGGUGUUGGGAGACAUCACUAUGGACAUCUCAGAGGGAGAGGCCUUCCCCUUCCUACAGGUAGGUUAAUAUAAUAGUUACCCAGGACAGGGUUAUAUGGUGUUGGGAGACAUCACUAUGGACAUCUCAGAGGGAGAGGCCUUCCCCUUCCUACAGGUAGGUUAAUAUAAUAGUUACCCAGGACAGGGUUAUAUGGUGUUGGGAGACAUCACUAUGGACAUCUCAGAGGGAGAGGCCUUCCCCUUCCUACAGGUAGGUUAAUAUAAUAGUUACCCAGGACAGGGUUAUAUGGUGUUGGGAGACAUCACUAUGGACAUCUCAGAGGGAGAGGCCUUCCCCUUCCUACAGGUAGGUUAAUAUAAUAGUUACCCAGGACAGGGUUAGAUGGUGUUGGGAGACAUCACUAUGGACAUCUCAGAGGGAGAGGCCUUCCCCUUCCUACAGGUAGGUUAAUAUAAUAGUUACCCAGGACAGGGUUAGAUGGUGUUGGGAGACAUCACUAUGGACAUCUCAGAGGGAGAGGCCUUCCCCUUCCUACAGGUAGGUUAAUAUAAUAGUUACCCAGGACAGGGUUAGAUGGUGUUGGGAGACAUCACUAUGGACAUCUCAGAGGGAGAGGCCUUCCCCUUCCUACAGGUAGGUUAAUAUAAUAGUUACCCAGGACAGGGUUAGAUGGUGUUGGGAGACAUCACUAUGGACAUCUCAGAGGGAGAGGCCUUCCCCUUCCUACAGGUAGGUUAAUAUAAUAGUUACCCAGGACAGGGUUAGAUGGUGUUGGGAGACAUCACUAUGGACAUCUCAGAGGGAGAGGCCUUCCCCUUCCUACAGGUAGGUUAAUAUAAUAGUUACCCAGGACAGGGUUAUAUGGUGUUGGGAGACAUCACUAUGGACAUCUCAGAGGGAGAGGCCUUCCCCUUCCUACAGGUAGGUUAAUAUAAUAGUUACCCAGGACAGGGUUAUAUGGUGUUGGGAGACAUCACUAUGGACAUCUCAGAGGGAGAGGCCUUCCCCUUCCUACAGGUAGGUUAAUAUAAUAGUUACCCAGGACAGGGUUAUAUGGUGUUGGGAGACAUCACUAUGGACAUCUCAGAGGGAGAGGCCUUCCCCUUCCUACAGGUAGGUUAAUAUAAUAGUUACCCAGGACAGGGUUAUAUGGUGUUGGGAGACAUCACUAUGGACAUCUCAGAGGGAGAGGCCUUCCCCUUCCUACAGGUAGGUUAAUAUAAUAGUUACCCAGGACAGGGUUAUAUGGUGUUGGGAGACAUCACUAUGGACAUCUCAGAGGGAGAGGCCUUCCCCUUCCUACAGGUAGGUUAAUAUAAUAGUUACCCAGGACAGGGUUAUAUGGUGUUGGGAGACAUCACUAUGGACAUCUCAGAGGGAGAGGCCUUCCCCUUCCUACAGGUAGGUUAAUAUAAUAGUUACCCAGGACAGGGUUAUAUGGUGUUGGGAGACAUCACUAUGGACAUCUCAGAGGGAGAGGCCUUCCCCUUCCUACAGGUAGGUUAAUAUAAUAGUUACCCAGGACAGGGUUAUAUGGUGUUGGGAGACAUCACUAUGGACAUCUCAGAGGGAGAGGCCUUCCCCUUCCUACAGGUAGGUUAAUAUAAUAGUUACCCAGGACAGGGUUAUAUGGUGCUGGGAGACAUCACUAUGGACAUCUCAGAGGGAGAGGCCUUCCCCUUCCUACAGGUAGGUUAAUAUAAUAGUUACCCAGGACAGGGUUAGAUGGUGCUGGGAGACAUCACUAUGGACAUCUCAGAGGGAGAGGCCUUCCCCUUCCUACAGGUAGGUUAAUAUAAUAGUUACCCAGGACAGGGUUAGAUGGUGCUGGGAGACAUCACUAUGGACAUCUCAGAGGGAGAGGCCUUCCCCUUCCUACAGGUAGGUUAAUAUAAUAGUUACCCCAGGACAGGGUUAUAUGGUGCUGGGAGACAUCACUAUGGACAUCUCAGAGGGAGAGGCCUUCCCCUUCCUACAGGUAGGUUAAUAUAAUAGUUACCCAGGACAGGGUUAUAUGGUGUUGGGAGACAUCACUAUGGACAUCUCAGAGGGAGAGGCCUUCCCCUUCCUACAGGUAGGUUAAUAUAAUAGUUACCCAGGACAGGGUUAGAUGGUGUUGGGAGACAUCACUAUGGACAUCUCAGAGGGAGAGGCCUUCCCCUUCCUACAGGUAGGUUAAUAUAAUAGUUACCCAGGACAGGGUUAGAUGGUGUUGGGAGACAUCACUAUGGACAUCUCAGAGGGAGAGGCCUUCCCCUUCCUACAGGUAGGUUUAGGUUAAUAUAAUAGUUACCCAGGACAGGGUUAUAUGGUGUUGGGAGACAUCACUAUGGACAUCUCAGAGGGAGAGGCCUUCCCCUUCCUACAGGUAGGUUAAUAUAAUAGUUACCCAGGACAGGGUUAGAUGGUGUUGGGAGACAUCACUAUGGACAUCUCAGAGGGAGAGGCCUUCCCCUUCCUACAGGUAGGUUAAUAUAAUAGUUACCCAGGACAGGGUUAUAUGGUGUUGGGAGACAUCACUAUGGACAUCUCAGAGGGAGAGGCCUUCCCCUUCCUACAGGUAGGUUAAUAUAAUAGUUACCCAGGACAGGGUUAGAUGGUGUUGGGAGACAUCACUAUGGACAUCUCAGAGGGAGAGGCCUUCCCCUUCCUACAGGUAGGUUAAUAUAAUAGUUACCCAGGACAGGGUUAUAUGGUGUUGGGAGACAUCACUAUGGACAUCUCAGAGGGAGAGGCCUUCCCCUUCCUACAGGUAGGUUAAUAUAAUAGUUACCCAGGACAGGGUUAUAUGGUGUUGGGAGACAUCACUAUGGACAUCUCAGAGGGAGAGGCCUUCCCCUUCCUACAGGUAGGUUAAUAUAAUAGUUACCCAGGACAGGGUUAGAUGGUGUUGGGAGACAUCACUAUGGACAUCUCAGAGGGAGAGGCCUUCCCCUUCCUACAGGUAGGUUAAUAUAAUAGUUACCCAGGACAGGGUUAGAUGGUGUUGGGAGACAUCACUAUGGACAUCUCAGAGGGAGAGGCCUUCCCCUUCCUACAGGUAGGUUAAUAUAAUAGUUACCCAGGACAGGGUUAGAUGGUGUUGGGAGACAUCACUAUGGACAUCUCAGAGGGAGAGGCCUUCCCCUUCCUACAGGUAGGUUAAUAUAAUAGUUACCCAGGACAGGGUUAGAUGGUGUUGGGAGACAUCACUAUGGACAUCUCAGAGGGAGAGGCCUUCCCCUUCCUACAGGUAGGUUAAUAUAAUAGUUACCCAGGACAGGGUUAGAUGGUGUUGGGAGACAUCACUAUGGACAUCUCAGAGGGAGAGGCCUUCCCCUUCCUACAGGUAGGUUAAUAUAAUAGUUACCCAGGACAGGGUUAGAUGGUGUUGGGAGACAUCACUAUGGACAUCUCAGAGGGAGAGGCCUUCCCCUUCCUACAGGUAGGUUAAUAUAAUAGUUACCCAGGACAGGGUUAGAUGGUGUUGGGAGACAUCACUAUGGACAUCUCAGAGGGAGAGGCCUUCCCCUUCCUACAGGUAGGUUAAUAUAAUAGUUACCCAGGACAGGGUUAGAUGGUGUUGGGAGACAUCACUAUGGACAUCUCAGAGGGAGAGGCCUUCCCCUUCCUACAGGUAGGUUAAUAUAAUAGUUACCCAGGACAGGGUUAUAUGGUGCUGGGAGACAUCACUAUGGACGUCUCAGAGGGAGAGGCCUUCCCCUUCCUACAGGUAGGUUAAUAUAAUAGUUACCCAGGACAGGGUUAGAUGCUGCUGGGAGACAUCACUAUGGACAUCUCAGAGGGAGAGGCCUUCCCCUUCCUACAGGUAGGUUAAUAUAAUAGUUACCCAGGACAGGGUUAGAUGGUGUUGGGAGACAUCACUAUGGACAUCUCAGAGGGAGAGGCCUUCCCCUUCCUACAGGUAGGUUAAUAUAAUAGUUACCCAGGACAGGGUUAGAUGGUGUUGGGAGACAUCACUAUGGACAUCUCAGAGGGAGAGGCCUUCCCCUUCCUACAGGUAGGUUAAUAUAAUAGUUACCCAGGACAGGGUUAGAUGGUGUUGGGAGACAUCACUAUGGACAUCUCAGAGGGAGAGGCCUUCCCCUUCCUACAGGUAGGUUAAUAUAAUAGUUACCCAGGACAGGGUUAUAUGGUGUUGGGAGACAUCACUAUGGACAUCUCAGAGGGAGAGGCCUUCCCUUAACGGUCUAGUUCUCCUGUUUCAUCCUAAAGAACCACGUAGUCCUCUAUCACUGUCCAGACAAUAAUGGUUUAGGGUCAGACAAUAAGGGGUUAAAUCAUCUAGGGGAAACUAACGUAUUAUUUCUCCCACAGCAGCUGGUGUCUGUGCGUCUGUCUGAGGGCCUGACUGGAGACAUGAGGAUCCUGGGGAACGUCAAGCACAAGCUGGUCUGCUCUCCAGACUUCCAGGCUCUGCUACAGGAGCCAUCACCUCACCAAUCAGCACAUCUCUAACUCUGCUACAGGAGCCAUCACCUCACCAAUCAGCACAUCUCUAACUCUGCUACAGGAGCCAUCACCUUACCAAUCAGCACAUCUCUAACUCUGCUACAGGAGCCAUCACCUUACCAAUCAGCACAUCUCUAACUCUGCUACAGGAGCCAUCACCUUACCAAUCAGCACAUCUCUAACUCUGCUACAGGAGCCAUCACCUUACCAAUCAGCACAUCUCUAACUCUGCUACAGGAGCCAUCACCUUACCAAUCAGCACAUCUCUAACUCUGCUACAGGAGCCAUCACCUUACCAAUCAGCACAUCUCUAACUCUGCUACAGGAGCCAUCACCUUACCAAUCAGCACAUCUCUAACUCUGCUACAGGAGCCAUCACCUUACCAAUCAGCACAUCUCUAACUCUGCUACAGGAGCCAUCACCUUACCAAUCAGCACAUCUCUAACUCUGCUACAGGAGCCAUCACCUUACCAAUCAGCACAUCUCUAACUCUGCUACAGGAGCCAUCACCUUACCAAUCAGCACAUCUCUAACUCUGCUACAGGAGCCAUCACCUUACCAAUCAGCACAUCUCUAACUCUGCUACAGGAGCCAUCACCUUACCAAUCAGCACAUCUCUAACUCUGCUACAGGAGCCAUCACCUCACCAAUCAGCACAUCUCUAACUCUGCUACAGGAGCCAUCACCUUACCAAUCAGCACAUCUCUAACUCACCUUUUUCAGCAUCAAUGUGUAGAUAUUGUACACAGUUGUAUUAUAAAAUGUGAGCAUUAAUGUGUAGAUAUUGUACAUAGUUUACUUUCAUCAUAAAGCGUUUCUUAUGUACCUUGGUCGAUUUCCCCCCAAUUUGUUUUCACUGUAUAAACAUGGUGUAUAUGAAGUGUCAUUUAUUUUGAAAAUGUAUGUAAAUGUUUAUUUAAUAAAAGAUUAGAUACAAAACAUGAGGCAACUUUUACGCAGGAAAACACUAAUACAUUCUACAAGCAAAGUAACUUGUAACUGGUAUGUCAACGCUGUCUUGUUCUUCAGCCGGCAAGUCUCUUAACAAAGACUGUAUCUAGUAUAGACUAGCCUGUACAGGAUGUCAUAUACAGAACGUGGCCCUGAUGACAGGAACUUAACUUCAACAUAAUUCAUAUUUUCAUACUAGAAAGAACACUGCUUUAAUGAUAGUUUACAAUAAAGCACAGUCAAUUCUCAUAAUUCUGCAGAAACUGUCAGUUGAGAAUGUUAAUGUUUCCCGAUCUUUCCCAGACUGAUGCCUUGAAGGUUCUUUCACAGUUUGGAGGUGCUACGAGCAUUGAUAGGACACUAUGAUUAUUUACAACUGAUAACUGAAACAAAAUGACUUUUAUUUGGGACGGUAACUUGCCUUUCUAACAGAACCCUUCCUCUCCAGAACAACUCAAGCCUUUUUCCUGCUCCUCGCUGUAGUCGCUGCUGCAGCUUUGGUUUCCACCACUUUCCCUUUGGAUUUCUUUUUGCCUCCUUUAGUGGCGGUUUUCUUCUUGCGGGUCUCUUUCCGUCUGAUCAGAUCCUCCCGUCCGAUAUCCAUCAUGUGUUCCUCCCAGGACUUUAUCUCAUUUUUAUAGCGCACCUUGUCAUCCUCCGCCAGCUGCAUGUAAACCUGAAACAUAACAUCACAGAGUCCGUCAGCUGUGUGCAUACAUACGAUAACAUACGCACUAUACACACACAUGGAUGUUGUGUUAUUGAUAUGUGGUAGUAGAGUAGAGGCCUGAGGGUACACACUUAAUAUGUUGUGAAAUCUGUUAUGAAUGUAUUCAUGUUUUUAAAAUGUAUAACUGCCUUAAUUUUGCUGGACCCCAGGAAGAGUAGCUGCUGCCUUGGCAGGAACUAAUGGGGAUCCAUAAUAAACCCCAGGAAGAGUAGCUGCUGCCUUGACAGGAACUAAUGGGGAUCCAUAAUAAACCCCAGGAAGAGUAGCUGCUGCCUUGGCAGGAACUAAUGGGGAUCCAUAAUAAACCCCAGGAAGAGUAGCUGCUGCCUUGGCAGGAACUAAUGGGGAUCCAUAAUAAACCCCAGGAAGAGUAGCUGCUGCCUUGGCAGGAACUAAUGGGGAUCCAUAAUAAACCCCAGGAAGAGUAGCUGCUGCCUUGGCAGGAACUAAUGGGAAUCCAUAAUAAACCCCAGGAAGAGUAGCCGCUGCCUUGGCAGGAACUAAUGGGGAUCCAUAAUAAACCCCAGGAAGAGUAGCUGCUGCCUUGGCAGGAACUAAUGGGGAUCCAUAAUAAACCCCAGGAAGAGUAGCUGCUGCCUUGGCAGGAAUAACUAUAUCAGUCACUAUAUAUAUAUAUAUAUAACAGUCACUAUAUCCCACCCCUACAGUACCACACCUACAGAACCAGUCACUAUAUACCACACCUACAGAACCAGUCACUAUAUACCACACCUACAGAACCAGUCACACCUACAGAACCAGUCACUAUAUACCACACCUACAGUACCAGUCACUAUAUACCACACCUACAGUACCACACCUACAGAACCAGUCACUAUAUACCACACCUACAGAACCAGUCACUAUAUACCACACCUACAGUACCAGUCACUAUAUACCACACCUACAGAACCAGUCACUAUAUACCACACCUACAGUACCAGUCACUAUAUACCACACCUACAGAACCAGUCACUAUAUACCACACCUACAGUACCAGUCACUAUAUACCACACCUACAGAACCAGUCACUAUAUACCACACCUACAGAACCAGUCACUAUAUACCACACCUACAGAACCAGUCACUAUAUACCACACCUACAGAACCAGUCACUAUAUACCACACCUACAGAACCAGUCCCUAUAUACCACACCUACAGAACCAGUCACUAUAUACCACACCUACAGAACCAGUCACUAUAUACCACACCUACAGUACCACACCUACAGAACCAGUCACUAUAUACCACACCUACAGAACCAGUCACUAUAUACCACACCUACAGAACCAGUCACUAUAUACCACACCUACAGAACCAGUCACUAUAUACCACACCUACAGAACCAGUCACUAUAUACCACACCUACAGAACCAGUCACUAUAUACCACACCUACAGUACCAGUCACUAUAUACCACACCUACAGAACCAGUCACUAUAUACCACACCUACAGAACCAGUCACUAUAUACCACACCUACAGAACCAGUCACUAUAUACCACACCUACAGAACCAGUCACUAUAUACCACACCUACAGAACCACACCUACAGAACCAGUCACUAGGUGUGGUACUGUAGGUGUGGUAUACAACAACUUCACCGCGCUCUUUCCAUCCCACCAACUGUUUGUUCCCUUGGACUGUCGGCGUGCAGAAGUGAAAACUCAUUUCAAUCUGCUGGGGACUUGCGUGCUAUUAAAUGUAUAAUAUGCGACAUGUUCGUUGUCUCAGGGAACGGUCCGAUGGAUACCUUCAUUUGUGAAAAAAUUUAUUUAACUUGAUGCAGCUAAAGAAAGGAUUAUUACAAUUCAUGAAUACUUUUUUUUUUUGACCAAGUGCCUUGAACUGAAUAAGGAUUCUGAGACUAUCGGCAUCUUUAAAUGGUUCCUAUCAAAACAUCCAAGAGGAUUCUAAUGGGACCUUCCUGGACUAUGAUCAAUUUCUGCCACUGCACCCCUCUACUACAGUGAGGGAAAAAAGUAUUUGAUCCCCUGCUGAUUUUGUACGUUUGCCCACUGACAAAGACAUGAUCAGUCUAUAAUUUUAAUGGUAGGUUUAUUUGAACAGUGAGAGACAGAAUAACAACAACAAAAUCCAGAAAAACGCAUGUCAAAAAUGUUAUAAAUUGAUUUGCAUUUUAAUGAGGGAAAUAAGUAUUUGACCCCCUCUCAAUCAGAAAGAUUUCUGGCUCCCAGGUGCCUUUUAUACAGGUAACGAGCUGAGAUUAGGAGCACACGACAUGCCAAAAAGAAACGCUGACACUACACAUCCAAGUAUAUCUACCAAAUUAUGAAAGACAAGCAUUGUAAUUUUGAAUUCAGUAAAGUAAGUGUGGAAGAGGUGAACAAAAAUAUUGUUGUCUAUCAACAAUGACAAGCCAUUGGGGUCUGACAACUUGGAUGGAAAAUUACUGAGGAUAAUAGCGGACGAUAUUGCCACUCCUAUUUUCCAUAUUUUCAAUCUAAGCCUACUAGAAAGUGUGUGCCCUCAGGCCUGGAGGGAAGCAAAAGUCAUUCCGCUACCUAAGAAUAGUAAAGCCCCCUUUACUGGCUCAAAUAGCUGACCAACCAGCCUGUUACCAACCCUUAGUAAACUUUUGGAGAAAAAAAAUGUUUGACCAGAUAUCAUUAUAUCUUACAGUAAACAAAUUGACAGACUUUCAGCAUGUUUAUAGAUAAGGACAUUCAACAAGCACAGUACUUACACAAAUGACUGAUGAUUGGCUGAGAGAAAUCGAUGAUAAAAAUAUUGUGGGGGCUGUUUUGUUAGACUUCAGCGCUGCUUUUGACAUUAUCAAUCAUAGUCUGCUGCUGGAAAAACUUGUGUUAUGGCUUUACACCACCUGCUAUAUUGUGGAUAAAGAGUUAGACAGGUAACAGAACACAGAGGGUGUUCUUUAAUGGAAGCCUCUCCAUCAUAAUCCAGGUAGAAUCAGGAAUUCCCCAGGGCAGCUGUCUAGGACCCUUACAUUUUCAAUCUUUACUAACGACAUGCCACUUGCUUUACCUAUGUAUGCGGAUGACUCAACACGUCAGCUACCACAGCGACUGAAAUGACAGCAACACUUAAAGAGCUGCAGUUAGUUUCAGAAUGGGUGGCAAGGAAUAAAUUAGUCCUAAAUAUUUCAAAAACUAAAAGCAUUUUAUUUGGGACAAAUCAUUCACUAAACCCUAAACCUCAACUAAAUCUUAUGAAUAUUGUGGAAAUUGAGAAAGGUGACUAAACUGCUUGGAGUAACCCUGGAUUGUAAACUCAUGGUCAAAACAUAUUGAUACAAAAGUAGCUAAGAUGGGGAGAAGUCCAUAAUAAAGCGCUGCUCUACCUUCUUAACAACACUAUCAACAAGGCAGGUCCUACAGGCCCUAGUUUUGUCACACCUGGACUACUGUUCAGUCAUGUGGUCAGGUGCCACAAAGAGGGACUUAGGAAAAUUGCAGUUGGCUCAGAACAGGGCAGCACGGCUGGCCCUUGGAUGUACACAGAGAGCUAACAUUAAUAAUAUGCAUGUCAAUCUCUCCUGGCUCAAAGUGGAGGAGAGGUUGACUUCAUCACUACUUGUAUUUGUGAGAGGUAUUGACAUGUUGAAUGAACCGAGCUGUCUGUUUGAACUACUGGCACACAGCUCAGAUCACCCAUGCAUACCCCACAAGACAUGCCACCAGAGGUCUCUUCACAGUCCCCAAGUCCAGAACAGACUAUGGGAGGUGCACAGUACUACAUAGAGCCAUGACUACAUGGAACUCUAUUCCACAUCAGGAAACUGAUGCAAGCAGUAGAAUCAGAUUUGAAAAAACAGAUAAAAAUACACCUUAUGGAACAGUGGGGGACUGUGAAGCAACACAAACUUAGACACAUGCAUACAAACACACGAUAACAUCCACACUAUACACAUGGAUUUUGUGUUAUAGAUAUGUGGUAGUAGAGUAGGGGUCUGAGGGCACACACAAUAUAUUGUGAAAUCUGAAUGAAUGUAUUGUAAUGUUUUUACAAAUGUACAGUACCAGUCAAAAGUUUGGACACACCUACACAUUCAAGGUUUUUUCUUUAUUUUUACUAUUUUCUACAUUGUAGAAUAAUAGUGGACAUCAAAACUAUGAAAUAACACAUAUGGAAUCAUAAGUGUUAAACAAAUUGAGAUUCUUCAAAGUAGCCACCCUUUGCCUUGAUGACAGCUUUGCACACUCUUGGCAUUCUCUCAGCCAGCUUCACCUGGAAUGCUUUUCAACAGUCUUGAAGGAGUUUCCACAUUUGCUGAGCACUUGUUGGCUGCUUUUCCUUCACUCUGCCGUCCGACUCAUCCCAAACCAUCUCAAUUGGGUUGAGGUCGGGGGAUUGUGGAGGUCAGGUCAUCUGAUGCAGCCUCCAUCACUCUCCUUCUAGUUAAAAUAGCCCUUACACAGCCAUAUUUAUACAACUACAUCUAUACAACCACCAACACCAUCAUAUUUAUAUAACUACAUCUACACCACCACCAUAUUUAUAUUUAAAAAAACAAGCCAUGAGGUCGAAGGAAUUGUCCGUAGAGCUCCGGGACAGGAUUGUGUCGAGGCACAGAUCUGGGGAAGGGUACCAAAAGGUUUCAACAACAUUGAAGGUCCCCAAGAACACAGUGGCCUCCAUCACUCUUAAAUGGAAGAAGAUUGGAACCACCAAGACUCUUCCUAGAGCUGGCCGCCCGGCAAAACUGAGCAAUCGGGGGAGAAGUUCGUUGGUCAGGGAGGUGACCAAGAACCUGAUGGUCACUCUGACAGAGCUCCAGAGUUCCUCCGUGGAGAUGGGAGAACCUUCCAGAAGGACAACCAUCUCUGCAGCACUCCACCAAUCAGGCCUUUAUGGUACAGUGGCCAGACGGAAGCCACUCCUCAGUAAAAGGCACAUUACAGCCCGCUUGGAGUUUGCCAAAAGGCACCUAAAGACUCAGACCAUGAGAAACAAGAUUCUCUGGUCUGAUGAAACCAAGAUUGAACUCUUUGGCCUGAAUGCCAAGCGUCACACCUGGGGGAAACCUGGCACCAUCCACACGGUGAAGCAUGGUGGUGGCAGCAUCAUGCUUUGGGGGAUGUUUUUCAGCGGCAGGGACUGGGAGACUAGUCAGGAUCGAGGCAAAGAUGAACAGAGCAAUGUACAGAGAGAUCCUUGAUGAAAACCUGCUCCAGAGCGCUCAAGACCUCAGACUGGGGCGAAGGUUCACCUUCCAACAGGACAACAACAAUAAGCACACAGCCAAGACAACGCAGGAGUGGCUUCGGGACAAGUCUCUGAACGUCCUUGAGUGGCCCAGUCAGAGCCCGGACUUGAACCCAAUCGAACAUCUCUGGAGAGACCUGAAAAUAGAAACUCCCCAAAUACAGGUGUGCCAAGCUUGUAGCAUCAUACCCAAGAAGACUUGAGGCUGUAAUCUCUGUCAAAGUGCUUCAACAAAGUACUGAGUAAAGGGUCUGAAUACUUCUGUAAAUGUGGGGGGUUAAAAAAUAAAAUAAAAAUUGCUAACAUUUCUACAAUCCUGUUUUUGCUUUGUCAUUAUGGGGUACUGUGUGUAGAUUGAUGAGGGAAAAGACGAUUUAAUCCAUUUUAGAAUAAGGCUGAAACGGAACAAAAUGUGGAAAAAUGGGUCUGAAUACUUUCCGAAUGUACUGUAUAUCAAACACUUCAUUAGACCUACUUGUUUCUGUGAAGUUGACAGUUUGGUCCACUCCUCCCGCAGCAUCUUCAUCUUGCCCUGAGGGCAAACAGGUGACAGCAGCAUUAUAACAGGUGACAGCAGCAUUAUAAACAGGUGACAGCGUUAUAGCAGCAUUAUAAUAGGUGACAGCAGCAUUAUAACAGGCGACAGCAGCAUUAUAACAGGUGACAGCAGCAUUAUAACAGGUGACAGCAGCAUUAUAACAGGUGACAGCAGCAUUAUAACAGGUGACAGUGUUAUAGCAGCAUUAUAACAGGUGACAGCAGCAUUAUAACAGGUGACAGCAGCAUUAUAACACGGUGACAGCGUUAUAGCAGCAUUAUAACAGGUGACAGCACAUAACAGGUGACAGCAGCAUUAUAACAGGUGACAGCGUUAUAGCAGCAUUAUAACAGGUGACAGCAGCAUUAUAACAGGUGACAGCGUUAUAGCAGCAUUAUAACAGGUGACAGCAGCAUUAUAACAGGUGAAAGCGUUAUAGCAGCAUUAUAACAGGUGACAGCAGCAUUAUAACAGGUGACAGCAUUAUAGCAGCAUUAUAACAGGUGACAGCAGCAUUAUAACAGGUGACAGCGUUAUAGCAGCAUUAUAACAGGUGACAGCAGCAUUAUAACAGGUGACAGCGUUAUAGCAGCAUUAUAACAAGUGACAGCGUUAUAGCAGCAUUAUAACAGGUGACAGCAGCAUUAUAACAGGUGACAGCAUUAUAGCAGCAUUAUAACAGGUGACAGCAGCAUUAUAACAGGUGACAGCGUUAUAGCAGCAUUAUAACAGGUAGCACCAGUCAGCAGCAUUAUAACAGGUGACAGCGUUAUAGCAGCAUUAUAACAGGUGACAGCAGCAUUACAACAGGUGACAGCGUUAUAGCAGCAUUAUAACAGGUGACAGCAGCAGCAUUAUAACAGGUGACAGCAGCAUUAUAACAGGUGACGGCAGCAUUAUAACAGGUGACAGCAGCAUUAUAACAGGUGACAGCAGCAUUAUAACAGGUGACAGCGUUAUAGCAGCAUUAUAACAGGUGACAGCAGCAUUAUAACAGGUGACAGUGUUAUAGCAGCAUUAUAACAGGUGACAGCGUUAUAGCAGCAUUAUAACAGGUGACAGCAGCAUUAUAACAGGUGACAGCGUUAUAGCAGCAUUAUAACAGGUGACAGCAGCAUUAUAACAGGUGACAGCAGCAUUAUAACAGGUGACAGCGUUAUAGCAGCAUUAUAACAGGUGACAGCGUUAUACAAUUACAUUUCCAUUACAUUAUACCAGCAUUAAAGAGAUGGUUAAUAUGUAAUAUGUUAAAGAACAUUAUAUUUCCAUUCCAUUGCCUCGGAACCCAUGAACAAGUAUUUGAUAACUCAACACUGAUACUAACCUGCAUGGUAACCAGUCCUCAAUACUAACCUGCAUGGUAACCAUUACUCAAUACUAACCUGCAUGGUAACCAUUCCCCAAUACUAACCUGCAUGGUAACCAUUCCUCAAUACUAACCUGCAUGGUAACCAUUCCUCAAUACUAACCUGCAUGGUAACCAUUCCUCAAUACUAACCUGCAUGGUAACCAUUCCUCAAUACUAACCUGCAUGGUAACCAUUCCCCAAUACUAACCUGCAUGGUAACCAUUCCUCAAUACUAACCUGCAUGGUAACCAGUCCCCAAUACUAACCUGCAUGGUAACCAUUCCUAAAUACUAACCUGCAUGGUAACCAGUCCUCAAUACUAACCUGCAUGGUAACCAGUCCUCAAUACUAACCUGCAUGGUAACCAGUCCUCAAUACUAACCUGCAUGGUAACCAUUCCUCAAUACUAACCUGCAUGGUAACCAGUCCUCAAUACUAACCUGCAUGGUAACCAUUCCUCAAUACUAACCUGCAUGGUAACCAUUCCUCAAUACUAACCUGCAUGGUAACCAGUCCUCAAUACUAACCUGCAUGGUAACCAUUCCUCAAUACUAACCUGCAUGGUAACCAGUCCCCAAUACUAACCUGCAUGGUAACCAGUCCCCAAUACUAACCUGCAUGGUAACCAUUCCUCAAUACUAACCUGCAUGGUAACCAUUCCUCAAUACUAACCUGCAUGGUAACCAUUCCUCAAUACUAACCUGCAUGGUAACCAGUCCCCAAUACUAACCUGCAUGGUAACCAUUCCUCAAUACUAACCUUCAUGGUAACCAUUCCCCAAUACUAACCUGCAUGGUACCAUUCCCAAAUACUAACCUGCAUGGUAACCAUUCCCCAAUACUAACCUGCAUGGUAACCAUUCCCCAAUACUAACCUGCAUGGUAACCAUUCCUCAAUACUAACCUGCAUGGUAACCAUUCCCCAAUACUAACCUGCAUGGUAACCAUUCCCCAAUACUAACCUGCAUGGUAACCAGUCCUCAAUACUAACCUGCAUGGUAACCAUACCUCAAUACUAACCUGCAUGGUAACCAUUCCCCAAUACUAACCUGCAUGGUAACCGGUCCUCAAUACUAACCUGCAUGGUAACCAUUCCUCAAUACUAACCUGCAUGGUAACCAUUCCUCAAUACUAACCUGCAUGGUAACCAUUCCCCAAUACUAACCUGCAUGGUAACCAUUCCUCAAUACUAACCUGCAUGGUAACCAUUCCCCAAUACUAACCUGCAUGGUAACCAUUCCCCAAUACUAACCUGCAUGGUAACCAUUCCUCAAUACUAACCUGCAUGGUAACCAGUCCUCAAUACUAACCUGCAUGGUAACCAGUCCCCAAUACUAACCUGCAUGGUAACCAUUCCUCAAUACUAGCCUGCAUGGUAACCAGUCCUCAAUACUAACCUGCAUGGUAACCAUUCCCCAAUACUAACCUGCAUGGUAACCGUUCCUCAAUACUAACCUGCAUGGUAACCAGUCCCCAAUACUAACCUGCAUGGUAACCAUUCCUCAAUACUAACCUGCAUGGUAACCAGUCCUCAAUACUAACCUGCAUGGUAACCAGUCCUCAAUACUAACCUGCAUGGUAACCAGUCCUCAAUACUAACCUGCAUGGUAACCAUUCCUCAAUACUAACCUUUAUGGUAACCAGUCCUCAAUACUAACCUGCAUGGUAACCAUUCCCCAAUACUAACCUGCAUGGUAACCAUUCCUCAAUACUAACCUGCAUGGUAACCAUUCCUCAAUACUAACCUGCAUGGUAACCAGUCCUCAAUACUAACCUGCAUGGUAACCAUUCCUCAAUACUAACCUGCAUGGUAACCAGUCCCCAAUACUAACCUGCAUGGUAACCAGUCCCCAAUACUAACCUGCAUGGUAACCAUUCCUCAAUACUAACCUGCAUGGUAACCAGUCCUCAAUACUAACCUGCAUGGUAACCAUUCCUCAAUACUAACCUGCAUGGUAACCAGUCUUCAAUACUAACCUGCAUGGUAACCAUUCCCCAAUACUAACCUGCAUGGUAACCAGUCCUCAAUACUAACCUGCAUGGUAACCAUUCCUCAAUACUAACCUGCAUGGUAACCAGUCCUCAAUACUAACCUGCAUGGUAACCAGUCCUCAAUACUAACCUGCAUGGUAACCAUUCCUCAAUACUAACCUGCAUGGUAACCAGUCCUCAAUACUAACCUGCAUGGUAACCAUUCCUCAAUACUAACCUGCAUGGUAACCAUUCCCCAAUACUAACCUGCAUGGUAACCAUUCCCCAAUACUAACCUGCAUGGUAACCAGUCCUCAAUACUAACCUGCAUGGUAACCAUUCCCCAAUACUAACCUGCAUGGUAACCAUUCCCCAAUACUAACCUGCAUGGUAACCAUUCCCCAAUACUAACUUGCAUGGUAACCAGUCCUCAAUACUAACCUGCAUGGUAACCAUUCCCCAAUACUAACCUGCAUGGUAACCAGUCCUCAAUACUAACCUGCAUGGUAACCAGUCCCCAAUACUAACCUGCAUGGUAACCAUUCCUCAAUACUAGCCUGCAUGGUAACCAGUCCUCAAUACUAACCUGCAAGCUGCAUACUGGAUCCUAUUCCUACUAAACUGCUGAAGGAGCUGCUUCCUGUGCUUGGCCCUCCUAUGUUGAACAUAAUAAACAGCUCUCUAUCCACCGGAUGUGUACCAAACUCACUAAAAGUGGCAGUGAUAAAGCCUCUCUUGAAAAAGCCAAACCUUGACCCGGAAAAUAUAAAAAACUAUCGGCCUAUAUCGAAUCUUCCAUUCCUCUCAAAAAUUUUAGAAAAAGCUGUUGCGCAGCAACUCACUGCCUUUCUGAAGACAAACAAUGUAUACGAAAUGCUUCAGUCUGGUUUUAGACCCCAUCAUAGCACUGAGACUGCACUUGUGAAGGUGGUAAAUGACCUUUUAAUGGCAUCAGACCGAGGCUCUGCAUCUGUCCUCGUGCUACUAGACCUUAGUGCUGCCUUUGACACCAUCGAUCACCACAUUCUUUUGGAGAGACUGGAAACCCAAAUUGGUCUACACGGACAAGUUCUGGCCUGGUUUAGAUCCUACCUGUCGGAAAGAUAUCAGUUUGUCUCUGUGAAUGGUCUGUCCUCCGACAAAUCAACUGUACAUUUCGGUGUUCCUCAAGGUUCCGUUUUAGGACCACUAUUGUUUUCACUAUAUAUUUUACCUCUUGGGGAUGUUAUUCGAAAACAUAAUGUUAACUUUCACUGCUAUGCGGAUGACACACAGCUGUACAUUUCAAUGAAGCAUGGUGAAGCCCCAAAAUUGCCCUCGCUAGAAGCCUGUGUUUCAGACAUAAGAAAGUGGAUGGCUGAAAACUUUUUACUUUUAAACUCGGACAAAACAGAGAUGCUUGUUCUAGGUCCCAAGAAACAAAGAGAUCUUCUGUUAAAUCUGACAAUUCAUCUUGAUGGUUGUAAAGUCGUCUCAAAUAAAACUGUGAAGGACCUAGGCGUUACUCUUGACCCUGAUCUCUCUUUUGACGAACAUAUCAAGACUGUUUCAAGGACAGCUUUUUUCCAUCUACGUAACAUUGCAAAAAUCAGAAAUUUUCUGUCCAAAAAUGAUGCAGAAAAAUUAAUCCAUGCAUUUGUUACUUCUAGGUUAGACUACUGCAAUGCUCUAUUUUCCGGCUACCCGGAUAAAGCACUAAAUAAACUUCAGUUAGUGCUAAAUACGGCUGCUAGAAUCCUGACUAGAACCAAGAAAUUUAAUCAUAUUACUCCAGUGCUAGCUUCCCUACACUGGCUUCCUGUUAAGGCAAGGGCUGAUUUCAAGGUUUUACUGUUAACCUAUAAAGCGUUACAUGGGCUUGCUCCUACCUAUCUUUCCGAGUUGGUCCUGCCGUACAUACCAAUACGUACGCUACGGUCACAAGACGCAGGCCUCCUAAUUGUCCCUAGAAUUUCUAAGCAAACAGCGGGAGGCAGGGCUUUCUCCUAUAGAUCUCCAUUUUUAUGGAACAGUCUGCCUACCCAUGUGAGAGACGCAGACUCAGUCUCAACCUUUAAGUCUUUACUGAAGACUUAUCUCUUCAGUAGGUCAUAUGAUUGAGUGUAGUCUGGCCCAGGAGUGUGAAGGUGAACGGAAAGGCUGGAGCAACGAACAGCCCUUGCUGUCUCUGCCAGGCCGGUUCCCCUCUCCACUGGGGUUCUCUGCCUCUAACCCUGUUGCAGGGGCUGAGUCACUGGCUUGCUGGUGCUCUUUCAUGCCGUCCCUGGGAGGGGUGCGUCACUUGAGUGGGUUGAGUUACUGACGUGAUCUUCCUGUCUGGGUUGGCGCCCCCCCCUUGGUUUGUGCUGUGGUGGAGACCUCUGUGGGCUAUACUCGGCCUUGUCUCAGGAUUGUAAGUUGGUGGUUGGGGAUAUCCCUCUAGUGGUGCGGGGGCUGUGCUUUGGCGGAGUGGGUGGGGUUAUAUCCUUCCUGUUUGGCCCUGUCCGGGGGUUUCUUCGGAUGGGGCCACAGUGUCUCCGGACCGCUCCUGUCUCAGCCUCCAGUAUUUAUGCUGCAGUAGUUUAUGUGUCGGGGGGCUGGGGUUAGUUGGUUAUACCUGGAGUACUUCUCCUGUCUUAUCCAGUGUCCUGUGUGAAUUUAAGUAUGCUCUCUCUAAUUCUCUCGUUCUCUCUUUCUCUCUGAGAACCUGAGCCCUAGGACCAUACGUCAGGACUACCGGGCAUGAUGACACCUUGCUGUCCCCAGUCCGCCUGGCCUUGCUGCUAUUCCAGUUUCAACUGUUCUGCCUGCGGCUACGAAACCCCUACCUGUCCCAGACCUGCUGUUUUCAACUCUUAAUGAUCGGCUAUGAAAAGCCAACUGAGAGACCUGAGCCCUAGGACCAUACGUCGGGACUACCGGCCGUGGUGACUCCUUGCUGUCCCCAGUCCGCCUGGCCUUGCUGCUAUUCCAGUUUAAACUGUUCUGCCUGCGGUUAUGGAACCCCUACCUGUCCCAGACCUGCUGUUUUCAAACUCUUAAUGAUCGGCUAUGAAAAGCCAACUGAGAUUUAUUCCUGAUUAUUAUUUGACCAUGCUUGUCACUUAUGAACAUUUUUGAACAUCUUGGCAUGGUUCUGUUAUAAUCUCCACCCGGCACAGCCAGAAGAGGACUGGCCACCCCUCAUAGCCUGGUUCCUCUCUAGGUUUCUUCCUAGGUUUUCGCCUUUCUAGGGAGUUUUUCCUAGCCACCGUGCUUCUACACCUGCAUUACUAGCUGUUUGGGGUUUUAGGCUGGGUUUCUGUACAGCACUUCGAGAUAUUAGCUGAUGUAAGAAGGGCUAUAUAAAAUAAAAUUGAUUGAUUGAUUGAUGGUAACCAUUCCCCAAUACUAACCUGCAUGGUAACCAUUCCUCAAUACUAACCUGCAUGGUAACCAGUCCUCAAUACUAACCUGCAUGGUAACCAUUCCUCAAUACUAACCUGCAUGGUAACCAGUCUUUCAAUACUAACACUGCAUGGUACCAUUCCCCAAUACUACCUGCAUGUUAACCAGGCCUCAAUACUAACCUGCAUGGUAAACCAUUCCUCAAUACUAACCUGCAUGGGUAACCAGUCCUCAAUACUAAACCUGCAUGGAAACCAGUCCUCAAUACUACCUGCAUGGUAAACCAUUCCUCAUACGAACCGGCAUGGUAAACCAGUCCCCAUACUAACCGGCAUGGUAAACCAUUCCCAAUACUAAACCUUGCAUGGUAACCAUUCCCCAAUACUAACCUGCAUGGUAACCAUUCCCCAAUACUAACCUGCAUGGUAACCAGUUCCUCAUACUAACCUGCAUGGUAACCAUUCCCAAUACUAACCUGCAUGGUAACCAUUCCCCAAUACUAACCUGCAUGGUAACCAUUCCCAAUACUAACCUGCAUGGUAACCAGUCCUCAAUACUAACCUGCAUGGUAACCAUUCCCCAAUACUAACCUGCAUGGUAACCAUUCCUCAAUACUAACCUGCAUGGUAACCAGUCCUCAAUACUAACCUGCAUGGUAACCAUUCCCCAAUACUAACCUGCAUGGUAACCAUUCCUCAAUACUAACCUGCAUGGUAACCAUUCCCAAUACUAACCUGCAUGGUAACCAUUCCCAAUACUAACCUGCAUGGUAACCAUUCCCAAUACUAACCUGCAUGGUAACCAUUCCCCAAUACUAACCUGCAUGGUAACCAUCCUCAAUACUAACCUGCAUGGUAACCAUCUCCUCAAUACUAACCUGCAUGGUAACCAUUCCCCAAUACUAACCUGCAUGGUAACCAUUCCUCAAUACUAACCUGCAUGGUAACCAUUCCCCAAUACUAACCUGCAUGGUAACCAUUCCUCAAUACUAACCUGCAUGGUAACCAGUCCUCAAUACUAACCUGCAUGGUAACCAUUCCUCAAUACUAACCUGCAUGGUAACCAUUCCCAAUACUAACCUGCAUGGUAACCAUUCCUCAAUACUAACCUGCAUGGUAACCAUUCCCAAUACUAACCUGCAUGGUAACCAUUCCCAAUACUAACCUGCAUGGUAACCAUUCCUCAAUACUAACCUGCAUGGUAACCAUCCUCAAUACUAACCUGCAUGGUAACCAGUCCCAAUACUAACCUGCAUGGUAACCAUUCCCAAUACUAACCUGCAUGGUAACCAGUCCUCAAUACUAACCUGCAUGGUAACCAUUCCCAAUACUAACCUGCAUGGUAACCAUUCCCCAAUACUAACCUGCAUGGUAACCAUUCCUCAAUACUAACCUGCAUGGUAACCAUUCCCCAAUACUAACCUGCAUGGUAACCAUUCCCAAUACUAACCUGCAUUGUAACCAGUCCCCAAAACUAACCUGCAUGGUAACCAUUCAUCAAUAUAACCUGCAUGGUAACCAGUCCCAAUACUAACCUUCCUGGUAACCAUUCCCCAAUAAUAACCUUGCAUGGUAACCAGUCCCCAAUACUAACCUGCAUGGUUAACCAUUCCGCAAUAAUAACCUGCAUGGUAACCAGUCCCCAAUACGAACCUGCAUGGUAACCAUUCCCCAAUAUAACCUGCAUGGUAACCAUUCCCCAAUACUAACCUGCAUGGUAACCAGUCCUCAAUAAUAACCUUGCAUGGUAACCAGUCCCCAAUACUAACCUGCAUGGUAAACCAUGUCCUCAAUAAUAACCUGCAUGGUAACGCAGUUCCCCAAUACUAACCUGCAUGGUAACACCAGUCCUCAAUAAUAACCUGCAUGGUAACCAUCCCCAAUACUAACCUGCAUGGUAACCAUUCCUCAAUACUAACCUGCAUGGUAACCAUUCCCCAAUACUAACCUGCAUGGUAACCAUUCCUCAAUAAUAACCUGCAUGGUAACCAGUCCCAAUACAACCUGCAUGGUAACCAUUCCCAAUACUAACCUGCAUGGUAACCAUUCCCCAAUACUAACCUGCAUGGUAACCAUUCCUCAAUACUAACCUGCAUGGUAACCAGUCCUCAAUACUAACCUGCAUGGUAACCAUUCCCAAUACUAACCUGCAUGGUAACCAUUCCCCAAUACUAACCUGCAUGGUAACCAUUCCUCAAUACUAACCUGCAUGGUAACCAUCCCAAUACUAACCUGCAUGGUAACCAUUCCUCAAUACUAACCUGCAUGGUAACCAUCCUCAAUACUAACCUGCAUGGUAACCAUUCCCCAAUACUAACCUGCAUGGUAACCAGUCCUCAAUACUAACCUGCAUGGUAACCAUUCCCAAUCUAACCCUAACCUGCAUGGUAACCAUUCCUCAAUACUAACCUGCAUGGUAACCAUUCCCCAAUACUAACCUGCAUGGUAACCAUUCCUCAAUACUAACCUGCAUGGUAACCAGUCCCCAAUACUAACCUGCAUGGUAACCAUCCUCAAUACUAACCUGCAUGGUAACCAUCCCCAAUACUAACCUGCAUGGUAACCAUUCCUCAAUACUAACCUGCAUGGUAACCAUUCCCAAUACUAACCUGCAUGGUAACAUUCCCAAUACUAACUGCAUGGUAACCAUUCCCCAAUACUAACCUGCAUGGUAACCAUUCCCCAAUACUAACCUGCAUGGUAACCAUUCCCCAAUACUAACCUGCAUGGUAACCAGUCCCCAAUACUAACCUGCAUGGUAACCAUUCCCCAAUACUAACCUGCAUGGUAACCAGUCCCCAAUACUAACCUGCAUGGUAACCAGUCCUCAAUACUAACCUGCAUGGUAACCAUUCCCAAUACUAACCUGCAUGGUAACCAUUCCCCAAUACUAACCUGCAUGGUAACCAUUCCCCAAUACUAACCUGCAUGGUAACCAUUCCCCAAUACUAACCUGCAUGGUAACCAUUCCCCAAUACUAACCUGCAUGGUAACCAUUCCCAAUACUAACCUGCAUGGUAACCAUUCCCCAAUACUAACCUGCAUGGUAACCAUUCCCCAAUACUAACCUGCAUGGUAACCAUUCCCCAAUACUAACCUGCAUGGUAACCAUUCCCAAUACUACCUGCAUGGUAACCAUCCCCAUACUAACCUGCAUGGUAACCAGUCCCCAAUACUAACCUGCAUGGUAACCAUUCCUCAAUACUAACCUGCAUGGUAACCAGUCCUCAAUACUAACCUGCAUGGUAACCAGUCCCCAAUACUAACCUGCAUGGUAACCAUUCCCCAAUACUAACCUGCAUGGUAACCAUUCCCCAAUACUAACCUGCAUGGUAACCAUUCCCCAAUACUACCCUGCAUGGUAACCAUUUCCUCAAUACUAACCUGCAUGGUAACCAAUCCCAAUACUACCCAUGUACCAUUCCUACUAACCUGCAUGGUAACCAUUCCCAAUACUAACCUGCAUGGUAACCAUUCCCCAAUACUAACCUGCAUGGUAACCAUCCCCAAUACUAACCUGCAUGGUAACCAUUCCCAAUACUAACCUGCAUGGUAACCAUCCCAAUACUAACCUGCAUGGUAACCAUUCCUCAAUACUAACCUGCAUGGUAACCAUUCCCAAUACUAACCUGCAUGGUAACCAUCCCCAAUACUAACCUGCAUGGUAACCAUUCCCCAAUACUAACCUGCAUGGUAACCAUUCCCAAUACUAACUGCAUGGUAACCAUCCCCAAUACUAACCUGCAUGGUAACCAUUCCCCAAUACUAACCUGCAUGGUAACCAUUCCCCAAUACUAACCUGCAUGGUAACCAGUCCCCAAUACUAACCUGCAUGGUAACCAUUCCCCAAUACUAACCUGCAUGGUAACCAGUCCCUAAUACUAACCUGCAUGGUAACCAUUCCCAAUACUACCUGCAUGGUAACCAACCUGAAUGGUAACCCCCCAAUACUAACCUGCAUGGUAACCAUCCUUAAUACUAACCUGCAUGGUAACCAGUCCCCAAUACUAACCUGCAUGGUAACCAGUCCCCAAUACUAACCUGCAUGGUAAUCCCUCUGGACUCCUCAUAGUGUUCUGCCAUGUAGAUGUUAAAGGACGACCGGGGCCGUUUGGGUUUGCCCAGACUGUUCAACUCCUAAAAGUGAAGUGGAAGUAGAAGUCAGGUGGUUCAGGGCACAUCAUCAGACACACCCUACUUACAGGCCUUAAGUAAGCCUUCCAUUCACUAGGAGGGCUGUCACGACCAUCAUUCAGUGGCACAUCAUCAGAACACACCACUACUAUCACAAGGCCUUAGUAGUAAGCCAUUCCAUUCACUAGGAGGGGCCUGUCACGGCCCACAGCACAUCAUCAGAACACACCACUACUAUCACAAGGCCUUAGUAGUAAGCCAUUCCAUUCACUAGGAGGGGCCUGUCACGGCCCACAGCACAUCAUCAGAACACACCACUACUAUCACAAGGCCUUAGUAGUAAGCCAUUCCAUUCACUAGGAGGGGCCUGUCACGGCCCACAGCACAUCAUCAGAACACACCACUACUAUCACAAGGCCUUAGUAGUAAGCCAUUCCAUUCACUAGGAGGGGCCUGUCACGGCCCACAGCACAUCAUCAGAACACACCACUACUAUCACAAGGCCUUAGUAGUAAGCCAUUCCAUUCACUAGGAGGGGCCCGUCACGGCCCACAGCACAUCAUCAGAACACACCACUACUAUCACAAGGCCUUAGUAGUAAGCCAUUCCAUUCACUAGGAGGGGCCUGUCACGGCCCACAGCACAUCAUCAGAACACACCACUACUAUCACAAGGCCUUAGUAGUAAGCCAUUCCAUUCACUAGGAGGGGCCUGUCACGGCCCACAGCACAUCAUCAGAACACACCACUACUAUCACAAGGCCUUAGUAGUAAGCCAUUCCAUUCACUAGGAGGGGCCUGUCACGGCCCACAGCACAUCAUCAGAACACACCACUACUAUCACAAGGCCUUAGUAGUAAGCCAUUCCAUUCACUAGGAGGGGCCUGUCACGGCCCACAGCACAUCAUCAGAACACACCACUACUAUCACAAGGCCUUAGUAGUAAGCCAUUCCAUUCACUAGGAGGGGCCUGUCACGGCCCACAGCACAUCAUCAGAACACACCACUACUAUCACAAGGCCUUAGUAGUAAGCCAUUCCAUUCACUAGGAGGGGCCUGUCACGGCCCACAGCACAUCAUCAGAACACACCACUACUAUCACAAGGCCUUAGUAGUAAGCCAUUCCAUUCACUAGGAGGGGCCUGUCACGGCCCACAGCACAUCAUCAGAACACACCACUACUAUCACAAGGCCUUAGUAGUAAGCCAUUCCAUUCACUAGGAGGGGCCUGUCACGGCCCACAGCACAUCAUCAGAACACACCACUACUAUCACAAGGCCUUAGUAGUAAGCCAUUCCAUUCACUAGGAGGGGCCUGUCACGGCCCACAGCACAUCAUCAGAACACACCACUACUAUCACAAGGCCUUAGUAGUAAGCCAUUCCAGUCACUAGGACAGCACAUCACUACACUCACCCUCUUCCUUCUGAUGGCUUUCCUCUUGGCCAGCCUCCGUCUCCUCUCCUCUUUCAGAGCAGCAGCCUGAGCCGGGCUGAGUUGGGACUGGUACCUCUGCAGGUCCACUUUAAACUGUUCCCUGGCAACCACUGA
Coregonus sp. 'balchen' is the source of this 42689-nucleotide messenger RNA. NCBI's taxonomy places the organism in Eukaryota, Metazoa, Chordata, Actinopteri, Salmoniformes, Salmonidae. The record is from the annotation of a GenBank genome assembly.